GUCAAGUGAAACAUUUGAUGUUGCUAAUACGUGUAGCAUAUGUGCCCCUCCAAUGAAGAUACACAAAUGUCAAACAUAUGAAAAAAUAAAAAAAAGGGGAUAUAUUUUAUAACAAAAUGAAAAUAUGAAAUUAAUUUUUUACCUUCUCAAAUGUGUUGUUAUUUUAAUAUAUUUACAUACGAUUUUUUUAGAAGCCAACGCUGUAACGAAGCUUAAAAACGUAAGAUUCUUCAUUCCUUUUGAAAAUAGUAGAGUGUUGCACAGGGAAAAAAAACGUACCCUAAAAAGUAAUAAUAUACAGAAAAUGGAAGUUCAGGGGAACUUAUUCAUUGACAUAGGGGCAAAUUUGACUGACAGGAUGUUUGAUGGAGUUUAUAGCAAGAAGAAGCAUGCGAAUGACCUGCAACACGUUUUGAAUAGAGCCAAGAAGAACAAUGUUGAGAAGAUUAUAAUCACGUGCACCUGCCUGGAGGACAUCGACAAAUCCCUGAAGAUUUGCGAAACAUACGAUCCGGAGGGCAAGUUCCUUUUUCUAACUGCUGGCGUGCACCCCACCAACUGCUACGAGUUCAUUGAUAAGAAUAUCAUGGAGGAAAAAGACAAGCAAGCAAAAAGGGAGUUUGAGGAAUUUAUUAACCAUUUUAAAAAUGUGAAAUGCGCGGUAGCGGAAAAUCCCAAACGUGACGACGACAAUGCGAAAGGACAUAACGCAAAUGCAGCUGAUGUUCAAAUAAAGGAGGAAAAGAAGCAUUCUAGUGAAACACCACAAGGGGAUGCGCUCAAAAUUCCUGGCUUCGUGUAUGACAAAAAGGAGCAAGAUUAUUUAGAGAAAUUGAAAAAAAAAAUAACAAAUCAUAGCAACAGAAUUGUAUCCAUUGGUGAAAUAGGCCUGGAUUUCGAUAGACUGUUUUUCUGCCCCAAAUAUAUUCAAAUUAAGUAUUUUAUAUAUCAGUUAAAAUUAGUGCAAAUGUUUAAAUUGCCCAUUUUUUUGCACAUGAGGAACUGUUCCGAUAUAUUUUUUGAAAUUCUGGACAAGUACAAGCCAUUAAUUGAAGGCGUUGGAGGAGUAAUUCAUAGUUUUACAGACAGGGAGGAGAUAAUUGAAAAAAUAAACACGUACAAAAAUUUAUACAUAGGGGUAAAUGGCUGUUCCUUAAAAACGCCUGAAAAUCUAAGUGCCGUGAAGAGAAUACCCCUAAAUCUUUUGCUCUUAGAAACGGACGCGCCGUGGUGUUCUAUAAAAAAAACGCAUGCCUCUUAUCACUUCAUUCAGGAGAAAUAUGAAAAACGGAAUUACACCAACUUGAAAAAAAUAAGAAACGUAAUCCAAUGUGAUGAUGAAACUAUUUUUAAGGAAAGGAACGAGCCCUACAAUAUCGUGGAUAUAGCCGAAAUCACGUAUAAAGUAAGGGGGGCCACCAUCCCGUUCGAUUCAUUUUGCAACAAGUAA
Molecule: messenger RNA, 1450 nt
Organism: Plasmodium vivax (malaria parasite P. vivax)
Lineage: Eukaryota; Apicomplexa; Aconoidasida; Haemosporida; Plasmodiidae
Product: TatD-like deoxyribonuclease, putative
Exons: 4
Coding region: 125-1450 (441 amino acids)
Cellular component (GO): cytosol
Molecular function (GO): 3'-5'-DNA exonuclease activity
Source: RefSeq, a predicted model, not a curated record